This is a messenger RNA of Naumovozyma dairenensis CBS 421, 453 nucleotides long. RefSeq lists its product as uncharacterized. The transcript has a single exon. Lineage: Eukaryota; Fungi; Ascomycota; Saccharomycetes; Saccharomycetales; Saccharomycetaceae. Gene Ontology annotation, molecular function: nucleic acid binding; zinc ion binding. Bases 1 to 453 code for a protein of 150 amino acids. The record is from RefSeq and is a predicted model, not a curated record.
AUGAGAACUUUGUUACCACCUAAUUACUUUAGCGACGAAGCGUAUUUGAACAAAUACAUUGGUGGACUAAAGCCUGAAUUGAGAAAGGAUCUGCGUUUGCAUAAUCCGAUGUCACUGUUCGAUGCAACCGAAAUUGCCAUGAGAAGUACUGCACUUACUACGUCUGCUCCGGGUACUAAACCUUGGGCCAUUGAUUUCAGUACUCCAGCAUCAGUUGCUAACAAUAAUGCAGGUUCUGACCCCAUGGAAAUCGACUUUGUAAGAACCUCCCAUCCAAAGAGGUCAUUCAAUAAACGAGGCCGUAACUUUAAUGCCAACAAAAAAGGUGACCAAAGUAACAACUGGAGAAAUAAGUUCAGAGAAGUUUGCUUAGCCAAUGGGUUCUGUUUAAAUUGCGGUAAGCCUGGUCACACAAAAGCUCAAUGCAAGGAGGCGAGCAAUCCUCAAUAUUAA